Frieseomelitta varia is the source of this 1000-nucleotide messenger RNA. It is a transcript of the gene Syx18, whose product is annotated as syntaxin-18. The transcript has a single exon. Bases 1 to 972 code for a protein of 323 amino acids. Lineage: Eukaryota; Metazoa; Arthropoda; Insecta; Hymenoptera; Apidae. The record is from RefSeq and is a predicted model, not a curated record. Gene Ontology annotation, cellular component: endoplasmic reticulum; SNARE complex. Gene Ontology annotation, biological process: retrograde vesicle-mediated transport, Golgi to endoplasmic reticulum.
AUGGAUGUCAGUACGUUGUUUAAAGCAAGUGUGAAGACGGUUAGCCUUCGUAACAAAACUCUGGGAAUUGCUGAUGGUACGUGGAACCAAAAAAGGGCAAAGAGUAAAAGUGCCUUUUUCAUACAAGCCCAAGGUGUCGUUGCACAGAUCUCAAAGCUACGCGAGUUUCUGUUGGAGAACCGUAAGGCGUACUUGAACUUUUCCAACUAUUUGUCAAACGUGCCGAGCAUGACAGACGCUGAUCGCGACAAGAUCGACAUCGGCGCGCAGAAAAUAAUGAGCACCUGCUCCCAGCUGAUCAAGGAACUAAGAAGAGAGAUAGCAGGCUCCGAGGUUUCUCCACAAAACUUGGAGCAUAGGGAAAUCAUGUUGUUGUUGAUCGAGGAUUACCUGAAAAACGUAUGCAAGAUCUACUCAGAACAGAAAGCUAUACGAGUGAAAAGAGCAGUGGAAAUAAGAAAGAUUGCCAAACUCGAACUAGACACGAAGCCUGUUAAACCAUUGUCCGAAGUGAGGAAACUUAAUUCGAACGCAAAUGAGGACAGUGAAGACAAAGAAAGUAAAAUUGACUCCAGUGAAUCCAGUCCUAUGAAAAUACAAGAAAUAAACGGCGAUGUGAAUGCACUGAUGUAUGAGGAAGAGAUAUCGCCUGAAGAUGUACAAGUGUUCGAGGCAGAAAACGAGCAGCUGUAUAAUGAGCUUAACACAUUGACGGAAGAAGUGAAACAAAUAGAAAGCAAGGUUGUGCAUAUAGCUGAACUUCAAGAAAUAUUCACGGAAAAGGUAUUGGAUCAAGAUAAGGACCUUGAUCGUUUGAUGACGACCGUCGUUGGGUCAACGGAGAAUGUGAAGGAAGCAAACGAACAGAUUAGGCAAGCGAUCCAAAGGAACGCCGGACUCCGAGUGUGGAUCCUUUUUUUCCUACUAGUUAUGUCAUUUUCUCUAUUAUUUCUUGAUUGGUACAACCCUUGAAAUAAACGAGUACGUAUAUCAUCUCUUA